UUUGGUGCCGGCGGUGCGAGUGAUUACAGUGUUUGGAUUGAAACAGCCUGUGAAUGGCGAAACAUAAAGAACUUCUACCGUUAUUGGUAUUUUCCCUUCUUCUGGUGGAUCACAGGGUCCAUGGACAAUCCUGCCAAGAUUCUAACAAAACUGGUUUGGAUAAUGUUAGGGAUCAAAUAAGACUGUUGGAAAAUGAAAUUGGCACAUUAACGGACGUAAUGCAGCACGCGGCAUGGUCGAUAAUUAACUUAAAGGCCACUUUGGGCCGGAUCAAAUCCACAAUGGAUGCGAUGGUCGACGGAGACGGUUCUUCAAACGAAACGACAAGUUGUUGUAGUGAAUCAGGUGGAGCUGACGUUACCCCAAGUACCUGUGCGAAUAUGAACAUGGCCGAUCUUUUGGCACAAUAUUUCAAUGAGCAUAUGGUCAUCGAAAUUAAGUUCUCAAAUGGAAGCUCGGUUAUCAGCGGAUGCAACGGAACCAUGGAACAGGAACAACCAACAGGUCGCGUGGUAAACUCUUGUCAAGAAGCUCAUAAAACUGGAACAUACAUUCUCAACCAUAAUGGUAACUCAAACGAUAGUUUUUCCGUUCGUUGUGAUGCUGAUUAUGAAGCAGGAGGUUGGGUAGUCAUGCAACAUAGAUACAUUGGGACAGUAGACUUCUAUCGUAAUUGGACCGAAUACAAGCAAGGCUUUGGAGAUUUUGAUAGCGAAUUUUGGUUGGGCAAUGAUAAAAUUUAUCAGUUGACAAAGAACCAGCCUCGUGAGAUUCAUUUCAUUUUGACGGAUUGGGAUGACAGGAAAGCCGUCGCAAAAUAUUCAUCUUUUCAGAUUGGAAAUGAGGAAGAAAAAUAUGUACUCAAGAGUGUUGGCAAUUACAGUGGUACCGCUGGAGAUUCCUUAUCGAGAGGAUUGCAUUCAAAGUUCUCGACCCAAGAUCAGGACAACGAUUCAUACAGCGGAAACUGUGCUAGCUUAUAUCACGGAGCGUGGUGGUAUGAACAGUGCCAUCUUGCCAACCUGAACGGAAAAUAUGCUAGGGGAACGGUUACUGAAUAUGCUACCUCAAUGGGCUGGCAAACUUUUAUGGGAUAUUAUUACGGAUUGAAAACUUCCAAAAUUAUGAUUAGAAUUUAAAAGCUUACAGGAACUAACUAGCGAUCAACUGGAUUUUACUGCAAUUAAAACAGUAUUGUGUCAUUUAAAUUUUUGCUAGUUUUUAAUGAGCUAUAAUUAUUGCGAAUAUCGAAAUUUCGAACUGCUUAGGAUUAAGGCGACUAAAAAUUAUUUUUGAGGAGAAGUCCCGAAA
Molecule: messenger RNA, 1311 nt
Organism: Topomyia yanbarensis
Lineage: Eukaryota; Metazoa; Arthropoda; Insecta; Diptera; Culicidae
Product: ficolin-2-like
Exons: 5
Coding region: 54-1139 (361 amino acids)
Source: RefSeq, a predicted model, not a curated record